AGCUCCCAAUCAAAUCAUGAUUCAUGAAUGCUGAUUGCUGUUUUUGUUUGAUUCCGUUCACAUAUUCUUCUGAAAAUAAUUACAAACACGUUUAUCCUCCUGGCUACAAGACUUUGACUGCCUUUCAUCCUAUCCUAUGCUGAGUACCAGCCCUAUUGUAGUGCUUGCUACAGCAGCCGUGGUAUGACUUAGAGUUGCUGCUGACAGUAAAUUCGAAGGCCACCACACAACAAUUGCAAAACAUCAUCGGAUGCACCGCUGUCAUUCUAUUUCAUGGUAGCUACUGGGUAAAUACAUCAGAGCAUCAGUGAUGGAUUUGAAAGACCUGUUGAGUUUCCAGCCGAAUCGGGAGGUCGUUGCUGAGAAGCGUCCAGCGGCAGAUGAAGCUCCAGCGGCGGCAGCAGAAAGCCGCAAGCGGAAACGCGUGUCGCCACCGCGCGCCUCUGGCCGGCAGUCACGGUUCGACAACCCCAUGGCGCGCCUCGUGCCACCCGAGGCUAUUGUCAGCGCAAGCGACCUCCGUGCCGCCAGCAGCAGCAGCAAAAGCACCCGUUGGACGCAAGACGGUCCUGUUAGUGCAGCUGCCGCAUCCGGCAGUACUGGCAUUGACGAGGAGGAGCGGCAGAGAAUCCUCAAGAUGGUCGAGGAGGCCAAUCCCGAGGCGCCAUCGCUCGAUUCCGUCAGCGUCAAGAAGAUGCUGCUGGCGUUCGACCGCAAGGUGCUGAAGAAUCGGGAAAUGCGUAUCAAGUAUCCCGAUACACCGCAGAAAUUCCUCGAAUCCGAAAUGGAAGUCCAUGACGAUCUACAGCAGCUACAUGCAUUAUCGACCGUGCCUCAGCUGUACCCGCUGCUUGUCGACAGUAACAUCAUCACUUCCUUGCUCAGUCUCUUAUCCCACGACAAUUCAGACAUUGCCCUGGCUGUCAUCGACCUCCUUCACGAGCUCACAGACGUUGACGUCGUGCGGCAAGCGGAAGAAGAGGAAGAUGACGAGGAGGACGAAGCGAGCGGCGCCAAGAUGUUGAUUGAUGCACUGCUGCAAGGCAACUGCUUGGCCCACUUUGUUCAGAACAUGGAGCGGCUGGAUGAGAAGCAGCGAGACGAUGGCGACGGUGUUCACAAUACGCUGGGUAUUGUGGAGAAUUUGUGCGAGUUCGGUAUGGACACUGUGUGCUCGCAGGCUGUACAACAAGGCCUUAUGCACUGGCUGGUCAAGCGUGUGAAGGUAAGAGGUUUCGACGCUAACAAGUUGUACGCCAGUGAGAUUCUCUCCAUCCUGCUGCAGAAUAGUACCGAGAACCGGCGGGUGCUGGGUGACCUGAACGGCGUGGAUAUCCUCUUGCAGAGCUUGGCGGUGUACAAACGCCGUGACCCGGCUUCGAAUGAGGAAACAGAGCUGAUGGAGAACUUGUUUGACUGUCUGUGCCUGGCAUUGAUGCAUCCGGCCAAUCGUCAAAAGUUCUUGGACGGCGAAGGGCCGCAGCUGAUGAUCCUGAUGUUGAAAGAGAAGAAGCAGUCGUUCUCCAAGGCUCUGAAGGUGCUAGACCACGCGCUGAGUAACCCAGAAGGAGCCGACAACUGCGCCAAGUUUGUGGAGGUGUUUGGCCUGCGUAGCCUGUUCCCGCUCUUCAUGAAGACGCCUAAGAAGAAAGUGCGCAAGGGCAGUUCAAGGAACGAGCAUGAAGAACACGUGUGCACGAUUGUGGCGUCUCUCUUCCGUAAUUUGACAGCGAACACACGGCAGCGUCUCUUCAACAAGUUCAAAGAGAACGAUUAUGAGAAGAUUGACCGGCUGGUUGAACUUCACGGUGAAUACUACCAGAAAGUACUAAUGGUUGAUCGUGACAUAGACACAGAGAGACGGCGACUAGGGCAGAAAGUGACGGCAGAGAAUGAGGAUGAGUUCUACCUGCGACGGCUGGACUCUGGCCUCUUUUCUCUACAGAGCAUUGACUACAUUCUCGCCGAGGUCAUCGUCAACGGUGAAAGCGGGGCCCGACCGCGUGCAUUGAAGCUGCUGAGCCAACACGGAGACAGUGUAAGAACAUUGAAGCGGACACUGAAAGAGCUGUCAGAAAGCAUCGGUGAUGCCGACACGGGCAACUCACUGACACGCGAGGCUGAGCGGCAUCGCAUCGCUGAAUUGCUAACACAGCUAUAGUUGCGAGCCUCGCCGAUACGAGCGUUCGCGUGAAUCUUGAGCAGUUGGGCACUUGACUUGGCUUCCAACUGAUCUCGUGACCCAGUGUGUCAAGAGCUAUCCAUGCUGAUGUUUUCCGGGCGAGCCCCGAGCAGGCCACACAGUACACAAUCAUGUUGCUUGACGGCUAUUUUGUACAUAGUGUAUAGUGUGUUUAGCCGUCUGCACCGUACUACUGAGACCUGGUCAGUCGGUCGCUGCAGAGUUGAUCUGCUUCAUGUGUGGUGUGGCCCUGGCUUUUCCUUGUGACAACCACUGUUGUUAACCAGUUA
Messenger RNA from Sycon ciliatum, 2472 nucleotides. RefSeq names its product beta-catenin-like protein 1. The record is from RefSeq and is a predicted model, not a curated record. Lineage: Eukaryota; Metazoa; Porifera; Calcarea; Leucosolenida; Sycettidae. The transcript is spliced from 17 exons. Gene Ontology annotation, cellular component: spliceosomal complex. Bases 311 to 2161 code for a protein of 616 amino acids.